Pocillopora meandrina is the source of this 497-nucleotide messenger RNA. Lineage: Eukaryota; Metazoa; Cnidaria; Anthozoa; Scleractinia; Pocilloporidae. The record is from the annotation of a GenBank genome assembly.
AUGGACAGUUCCUCAGAUAAAAUCCUCUUUAUGAAAUUAAAGAAAAAAAACGAGAUGUGGCGGGAGUGGCAUCCAGUAGCCCCCACUUCCCUCCCCUUGUACUUCCAAAGGUUAAAGUUACUAUCACGGCAGUUAAUGAUACACACAUUUGUUCAACGAAGAGAAAAUUAAAACAAAACAAAAACAAGUUAACGAAACCUAAAAUACCCUGAAUUUUCGGGAUCAAAAUUCUCGUCAACUUAGAUAAUUAAAAGAUAAUUUCUAGCCUGAGUUUUUGAACUUUUGUUUUAUUUAAUCUUUUAGCCCACAUCUUUGAUGGUAAAACAACAAAGUGCAACAAUGUAAACACAAACUUUUGGCAAAACAAUAACCCCAGUGUACGCUAUGCAACGGUGAUUCUCAGGAGAGAACUGAGUGCAGAAAAUGCCGGUAUUUUUACUGGCACAUCGUGUGGCACACCAACCUACAAGAUCAAGGAUAUUUACGUAUACUUUUAA